Molecule: messenger RNA, 4460 nt
Organism: Sapajus apella (tufted capuchin)
Lineage: Eukaryota; Metazoa; Chordata; Mammalia; Primates; Cebidae
Gene: CNOT6
Product: CCR4-NOT transcription complex subunit 6
Exons: 12
Coding region: 115-1788 (557 amino acids)
Biological process (GO): nuclear-transcribed mRNA poly(A) tail shortening
Cellular component (GO): cytoplasm; nucleus; CCR4-NOT complex
Molecular function (GO): poly(A)-specific ribonuclease activity; protein binding
Source: RefSeq, a predicted model, not a curated record
CUGCGCUGCAGCAACGGGCGGGACUGGUAUGGUGGUUCCACAGGUCAGACCGCGCUGCACUCACAGGAAGGAGGCGGCGGCAGCGGCGGAGGAAGGCGGCGCACCCCGAGAGGCAUGCCCAAAGAAAAAUACGAGCCCCCUGACCCUCGGAGGAUGUAUACAAUUAUGUCUUCUGAGGAAGCAGCAAAUGGAAAGAAAUCCCAUUGGGCAGAGCUUGAAAUAAGUGGAAAAGUAAGAAGCUUAAGUGCAUCUUUGUGGUCACUAACUCAUCUGACAGCUUUGCAUUUGAGUGACAAUUCCCUGUCCCGAAUUCCUUCAGACAUUGCCAAGCUUCACAAUCUGGCGUAUUUGGACCUGUCAUCUAAUAAAAUCCGUAGCUUACCCGCAGAACUCGGAAACAUGGUAUCACUCAGGGAGCUCCAUUUAAAUAACAACCUGUUACGAGUUCUACCUUUUGAGCUGGGAAAACUGUUUCAGUUGCAGACUUUAGGCCUGAAAGGAAAUCCCCUUACCCAGGAUAUAUUGAACCUUUAUCAGGAACCAGAUGGAACAAGACGGCUGCUGAACUAUUUGCUUGAUAAUUUGUCAGGUACUGCAAAAAGAAUUUCAACAGAACAACCACCUCCAAGGUCUUGGAUUAUGUUACAAGAACCAGAUAGAACAAGGCCAACUGCCUUGUUUUCUGUCAUGUGCUAUAAUGUUCUUUGUGAUAAAUAUGCGACCCGGCAGUUAUACGGCUACUGUCCAUCAUGGGCACUAAACUGGGACUACAGGAAAAAGGCCAUUAUUCAAGAAAUCUUGAGCUGCAAUGCUGAUAUCGUAAGUCUUCAGGAGGUUGAAACGGAACAGUAUUACAGUUUUUUUCUGGUAGAACUGAAAGAACGUGGCUAUAAUGGAUUCUUUAGUCCUAAGUCUAGAGCUAGGACAAUGUCAGAACAAGAAAGGAAACAUGUUGAUGGCUGUGCAAUAUUCUUCAAGACAGAAAAAUUUACUUUGAUUCAGAAACACACUGUUGAAUUUAAUCAGCUAGCCAUGGCAAAUUCUGAAGGGUCUGAAGCUAUGCUGAACAGAGUCAUGACAAAAGAUAACAUUGGAGUUGCAGUACUGCUAGAACUUCGAAAGGAAUUGAUUGAAAUGUCAUCUGGAAAGCCACAUCUUGGAACAGAAAAACAACUUAUUCUUGUGGCUAAUGCUCACAUGCAUUGGGACCCUGAAUACUCUGAUGUGAAGUUGGUGCAAACUAUGAUGUUCCUCUCAGAAGUGAAGAACAUUAUUGAUAAAGCCUCUCGUAACCUCAAAUCCAGUGUAUUGGGAGAAUUUGGAACUAUUCCACUUGUGUUAUGUGCGGACCUUAAUUCUUUGCCAGAUUCUGGUGUUGUAGAAUAUUUGAGCACGGGUGGAGUAGAAACAAAUCACAAAGACUUUAAGGAGCUGAGGUAUAAUGAAAGUCUCACAAACUUCAGCUGUCAUGGGAAGAAUGGAACCACCAAUGGAAGGAUCACUCAUGGUUUCAAGUUAAAGAGUGCCUAUGAGAGUGGUCUGAUGCCUUACACGAAUUACACAUUUGAUUUCAAGGGUAUAAUCGACUACAUUUUCUAUUCUAAACCUCAGCUGAACACCUUAGGCAUCCUGGGCCCUCUGGACCACCACUGGCUGGUUGAGAAUAACAUCAGUGGCUGCCCACACCCCCUCAUCCCCUCUGACCACUUCUCACUUUUUGCACAACUGGAGCUCUUACUGCCUUUCCUGCCCCAAGUCAAUGGCAUCCAUCUUCCUGGCAGGAGGUAGUCAAGCACCUUCGGAGGACAGCCUCGAUUCACUUGUAAACUUGUGAAAAUCUGAACAUAGGGGAGUGAGGUAUGGCCACUGAGGAUUUUUGUUUUGAAUUUCCAAUCUGAUUAUUUGAUAAGGAUAUAGUAUGAAAGCCAGGUGCUAGCAACAGACAAAUUCUGAGCCCAGUAUGCUUUAUACUGCUAGACAGGGAUUGGUGUGUUUGCACCUAUCUUUAAUUUGUUAUAAGAAAUUUUCCUAUUUCUUCUAUCCAAUAUAAUAUUUUCAUGCCUUGAAAUAGGAAAAUGUUUGAAGAGCUUAUUCUCUUUGCACAGAAAUCUGUAGCACUACUUUUUUGAGGCCAGUAGUAACAUCCAGAGACCAUUCUUCCAUACUUUACUCCCUCCUUUUUCAGACUUGUUUGUAAAAUAUAGAAUUUGAAUUUAGCCUUUAUGAUUGUAUAUGAUCCACAGAAGACCUGAUUUAUGAAAUUUUGUACUAAAAAAUCAUUUGGAAAUGAUUGUAUUGUAAACUAAGGCUAAAUUUUUUUUUUAACCUGUUUCAUGUGUUAUAAAUGCCAGCUUGUAAAAGAAGCUGCAACAGACUUUCUCUGCUCAUGAUUUGCACUCUGAGGGUUUUGUUAGCCCUUUUGUACUACUUUAUUUUUAAAUUGAGAACAUGGUUCUUUAAAUAUAAAUCUGCUUAAACCUUAGGAUGUUUUCAGACCGGAGGCAACUUAUUCAUGAAUUUUUACGAAAACUAUCUACCAGGACAGAUAAGCUGAACAGUGAUGAUCUGUAGGCAUUUAUGGACUGAAUGUAAUGGUUGAUAUAUGUACAUUCUGGUAUUUUUAAAUCUUUAACUUUUUUAAGUUAAAAAACUACAGCUGCUAAGGUACAGCUUAACUCCUUUUUGAGACACUUCCUGUCCUAUCUCCACUGUGCCUGCCUAAAUUUGUUCUCAUCAAGCACUGCCUGUGCAUGCAGAGAAAAUCUGUGCAUCCUCUUUUAUAUUUUUAAAAUACUGUUUAACAUUUGUGAGAAUUUUAUGAAAAUGCUUUUGUAUGAGCUGUGGCUUUUUUUCCAUUGCGAAGCAUAAAAUAAUCACAUUUUGGAACAUGUUUAUGGGGUGGGUCCCUGGAUCUUUGCUCACCAGAUCCAAGCACUGCUUCUCGGUGUCAUUGCAGCGUACUGCUUGUCACCCAGAAUACUACUAUCAUGUGAAUUCUUUUUGUUGUCCGUGUAUUCCUUAGUCUUUUUUUUUUAAUCAUUCCUUAUUUAAGAAGAAGCAAUUUUCCAUUUAUGAAGCAGUAUAAAUUAGAUGCAUUUUCAAAACAGGUCCCUAAGACAAUUGUUCAGAUCAUUUUUAAAAUGACUAAGUCAUUUUAGUAUGUCAACCAAGAUAAAAGUUACAUCACACCCUCUAUUUUGCCCGUAGUGCCAUUAGUAGAAUAGAAAUGAAAAGCAGCUUUAACUUUGCAAAGUGAACGUGUACAUGGUCUGUUCUCAUUUAUUCAUUCUUCUGUGAAAAGUCAAAUGAAUUCAGAGGGAGCUUGGUCAAACUGCUUUUGUUUCAACUGCAGGCAGGGGAGUAAAAGGACAGCACGUGAGCAUUAGGAAAAAAAAUGUUGACUGUUAUUAACAAUUUUUAUACAGAGUGAGUCAUUUUGGAUGACUUAAAAUUUUAUGAAAAAUGUUCAGCACUUAAAUGUGCUUAUUCUGUUUUUAAGAGAAAAUAAAAUUACAUACUGUUUAAAUAAAUGAUUCUUUUUUUUUUUUUUACUUUUAGAAAAUUCUCCAAAGGGUUUUGAUCUUGAAUCUUUGUCUUGGACCUGUUUUUUCCUUUGAGGGUUUUUGUUGUUUUUUUAAGAUUUCGUUGGGAUGUUUUGGUUUUGUUUUUUGCUUUUUGUUUAAGUUGUGCUGACACCAAACACGUCCAGUUUAUAAUCAGUACAUUGGAAAGCUGGUAUUGAUGUAAAACCAGUACAUAACUUUUUAUGGGGUUUUUGUUCUUGUUUUUUUUUUUUUUUGUAAAGUGUGAAUUAAAGGUAUGUUUACUCAUUUUUCCUAAGCACUGUGUUGGUAAUAUGCAUCAUGACAAUUUCCAGUGAAGGUGAGCUGGAGCUGGUUGGACUGAGACUGAGGAAGCAGCCUUUCCUACGAUCUGCAUUAUGUAAUCACAGGUCCAGAGAGCUUUAUGGAAGGGGGAGGGGAGGAGCACUUACUCAUUUUGUAUUUGUUAAUGGAGGAUGUAAUCUUUUCGUAGAUGCUGGAACUAGAGUGCACUUGUUAGAUGCUAAAGGUUUGAGCUUUACACAAAAUGUAUUCAUCUGUAUUUGUUAUUGUCUAUAAUAUAUUUGAAUUUGGGGCAGCAUAUUAAGAUAUAAUGGCCUGUUAUGUCUUGAAAAUACUUGUUUUGCCUCUUCCAGGCAUACUGCAUUAUGUAGAUCAGUUUGAACAGCUUCUCCACCUUAAUUUGGACACUGAUAAAUUGAACCAAGAGUGUAGAUUUACAAUUUAACCUUGAAAAGAGGAAGAAAUAUUUGGGGUCUAUAGGGAAUAAACAGUCGCACCAAAAUAGACUAUGAUGCUUUUGUUAAGCAAGGUUUCAUGUUUUAGAUAUUUUCUGUGUGUUAAAUAAUUUCCAAUAAUCUAUACUUUCUAAAAUGCAAUAAAAACUAGUAUGUUUUC